AUUCAAUUUUUUCUAUUGUAAACUAAAAUGCUAAUAGAGUCUUAUGAUCUGUUUUGUUUGAUUAGUUGUUUUUGUUGUGGUGGCAGCUAUUUGCUUGAGCAACUGGCAAAUGAAGGCUAUUUCAUUAUCUUGGUGCCAUAUAACGCGACAUUUGAUCAUGAAAAAGUAACUAGGGAGAUUUAUGAGAGGUUUCAUGCUGGCUUUGAUUUGAUUUUGGGGUCUGAAUUGCCAGAAUAUGGCCUUUCACCUGAUGAUAUUGUUGAUCUUCCACUUUACUCGGUUGGCCAUAGCAAUGGUGCACUUCUACAAGUGCUUACUGGAAGUUAUUUUUGUGAGAAGAUACCCAAGGCAAAUGCAAUAAUAUCAUACAACAACAGGCCAGCGUCAGAGGCAGUACCAUACUUUGAGCAGUUAGGACCUCUUGUCAGUCAAAUAUUUCCAAUUAUGGAAGCGUCUCCAGUAUAUUCAUUCACUCGAAAUGCCUCAGCAGAUGCAUGGAAAGUACUACUUGAUACUGCUGGAACCAUGAUUCCAGAUUACGAUCCAGAAGUGGCAGUGUCAGUCAACAAGUUUGUUGAUCACUUGCCGGCUGUUUUUAAUCAGCUUGCUGAAGGAAUUUCGGAGUUCAGGCCAACACCCUCUGAGAAUCUUGACUGUUUCCAGAAGUCAUACAAUGUUCAGCAUACAUUACUGGUCAAGUUCAAUGUUGAUGCAAUUGAUCAGACUGAUCUCCUUGAAGAGACACUGAAGCCUCGAGUGGAAUCUAUUGGUGCAAAACUACAGAAAAUAAUAUUGAAUGGAACUCAUAUUACACCUUGCAUACAGGAACCUAGAUGGCAAGUGGGAGAUAUAUACUCGCCUGUAGAUGCUGUUGCUCAAGGUCUUAAGACAAUUUCUUUGAACGACACUAGAGUCCUCACAAGAACAAUUACAGACUGGUUUAGUCAACUUGAAGGAUAGGGACACAUGAAUCAGACCCAUGAUACGGCAAUAUCUGAAUCAUGUGAAUCCUUCCCGGUAUUGGGUUGACCUUCUUCCCUUUGAGUUGUUUGCAUAGAAUUUUUCUCAGGAAUUUGCAGGGAAAAGCAUCCUAUGAUGCAUAGGAUGCAAGCAUAUCCUAUGAUAUAAAUACGUAAUUUUGACAGUUGUAGGCAUCAUUACAAGUUACAUGACUUGUAAAAUACAAAUCUCAGACACUUUCUUGGGAGAAAAAUUGCUUUCCAAA
Messenger RNA from Coffea arabica (coffee), 1225 nucleotides. RefSeq lists its product as uncharacterized. The record is from RefSeq and is a predicted model, not a curated record. Lineage: Eukaryota; Viridiplantae; Streptophyta; Magnoliopsida; Gentianales; Rubiaceae.